AUGCAAGCCUUUACGAAGUCGCCGGGCUUCCCAAUGGCGCUUGCAGACGCACCACCGGAGUCAGAAGGGAGCCGCUUCAGGCACCGAUCGCCUUGCCCAACGUUUCGUGGGACAAUAUGGUGUGGGAUGGAAUGGGAUGAAUGGCAACUGGUUCGGGCCCUCGUUCGUCCUUCCGACGCCGUGCUUGAGUUUGGAGCGCGCUACGGGACGACGAGCUGUAACCUCGCCCGAGCGACGCUCAACUCCGGUAGAGUAGUCGCAGUUGAGCCCGACUCAAGAGUCCGCGACGACCUGUUGCACAACCGUGCCCUCCACAAUUGCAGCUUCCACAUCGUGCAUGGCACCGUUGCAGACCGGCCGCAUGUUAUUGACCCUCGAAACAUGUUGCACUAUGGCACCAGGACGGCCCCAUUCCACCGCAGAGGGCGUGUGCUGCCUAACAUUGGUAUCAGGGAAAUCGAGCAGCGCGUUGGGUGGCGCUUCAAUACAUUGCUCAUAGACUGUGAGGGGUGUAUCACAGACGUGCUGACGGGCACAGUUGCUGAGAUGCUCGGAACGCAGAUCGUCAUGGUCCUGAUAGAAGAGGACGCGGGGCUGAACUACAGCACGCAUCAUCAGCUUCUUCGCUCGAAGGGACUCAGCUUAGUCUGGGAUUACCAUCUUGUGCAGAGUAUCAAGCGCAUGCGAGAAUUCCCAGUCGAUGGCUGA
Molecule: messenger RNA, 708 nt
Organism: Emiliania huxleyi CCMP1516
Lineage: Eukaryota; Haptophyta; Isochrysidales; Noelaerhabdaceae
Exons: 2
Coding region: 1-708 (235 amino acids)
Source: RefSeq, a predicted model, not a curated record